Molecule: messenger RNA, 3381 nt
Organism: Closterium sp. Naga37s-1
Lineage: Eukaryota; Viridiplantae; Streptophyta; Zygnematophyceae; Desmidiales; Closteriaceae
Source: the annotation of a GenBank genome assembly
AUGGUGGCAAAUGGCGGGGAAAAGAAGGGAGGCGAGAGAACAGCGGGGAACGGGAACCGAAGCGAGGAGGGAGAGGAGGAUGGGAGAGACGAGCCGGAGAGGAACGAUUCGGGGGAGGUAGAGCAGGCAGGAGGGUCGGACGCGGCGUCGGGAGAGGACGAAGGGGAUGGCGGAGGAGAGGACGGAGGGGAGGAAUACGCGGACGGGAAAGAGGCGGACGGGGAGGAAGCGGAGUACGAAAAUGCUGACGGAAAAUUAGACGGCGACGGAGGCAAGGAAGACGAGGAGGAAGAGGAAGACGGGAAGGAGGACGAUGACGAAGACGGAGACGGAGAAGAGGACGGAGAGGACGACGAGGAAGAGGAGGAGGAAGACGGAGAGGAGGAUGAGGAGGGGGAGGACGAGGAGGAGUGCGACGAUCAGUCGCCCGUGGAGGAGGUCGCACUGACGGUGGCGACGUUCGACGACCCGUCGCUGCCGUGCCUGACGUGGCGCGUCGUAAUCAUUGGCAGUAUCGUGUGCGCGCUGCUCGCCUUCAUCAACCAAUAUUUCUGGUUCAGGUGGGCCGUGCUUCUGGUUCAGGUGCGGGCUGCUUCAGGUGGGCGCGGCUUCAGGACCCAGUCCAUCAUAAUCAACCCCAUCGCUGCUAUCAUCCUAUCUCUCUACAUGGGUCGCCUCUUAGCGAGGAUAGAGCGCCGCUUCAACCCCGAUGCACUCCCCUUCAGCGUCAAGGGGAGAGGUGCGGGGGAGGAGGGGGGAGGUGUGGGGGAGGUGGGGGGGAGGUGGGGGGGAGGGGGGGGGGGGAGGUGGUGGGGGGGAGGGGGGGGGGAGGUGGUGGGGGGGAGGGGGGGGAGAGAUGGGGGGGAAAGGAGAGAGGAGAUGCGGGGGGAGGGAGGGGGGGGGGUGCGUGCGUGCGUGUGGGCAUGCUGCAUGAUGCUGCUUCCCGUCCACUGCCCCCCACAGGAGCAUGUGCUGAUCGGCAUUUUCGCCAACUGCGGUUCAGCCUUUGGCAACGGCAAUGCGUAUGCCAUUGACAUCGUGACCAUCAUGAAGCAAUUCUACGACGUUGUGAGUGCCUCCUGCCCUCCUGCCCCCACGCCCUCCUGCCCCCACGCCCUCCUGCCCCCACGCCCCCAUUACCCCAUACCUCCAUUGCAACCCACCCCCAUAUCUCUGUGCUUCCACCUCGCUUCUCUGCACUGCACCCUUCUGUGUGCAUGUUCAUGUGCCGCCACCCUUCUGUGUGCAUGUUCAUGUGCCGCCACCCUUCUGUGUGCAUGUUCAUCAUUUGGCCUUCUUCCCGGCCUUUCUGCUCGUCACCACAACGCAAGUGCUCGGAUACGGGUGGGCGGGCAUGUUCAGACGGUACCUCGUGGAGCCGGCGCACAUGUGGUGGCCCACAGACCUCGUCUAUGUCUCCCUCUACCGAACCCUGCACGAAUCCGACACACCAGCGCGAGGCAUGCUAACACGGGCGCAUUUCUUCUUCCUCAUAACAGCGCUCUCCUUCUGCUGGUACCUCGUGCCCGGCUACCUCAUCCCCAUCGUCUCCUGCCUCUCCUGGGUCUGCUGGGUCUGGCCCUCCUCCGUAACAGCCCAGCAACUCGGCUCAGGUCUGAGGGGCAUGGGUCUGGGUGCCAUCACUCUCGACUCGGCAACAGUAUCCGCCUUCCGCUCUCACGACUUCCCUCCCACUGCUCCCAACUCAACCUCAUCCUCGCCCCUCCCACUCCUAAGAUCACUCCACACCCCCCUUUUUCUCUUUCCCCUCCCCUUCCCAACCAGGGGCAUGGGUCUGGGUGCCAUCACUCUCGACUCGGCAACAGUAUCCGCCUUCCGCUCUCACGACUUCCCUCCCACUGCUCCCAACUCAACCUCAUCCUCGCCCCUCCCACUCCUAAGAUCACUCCACACCCCCCUUUUUCUCUUUCCCCUCCCCUUCCCAACCAGAUCACUCCACACCCCCCUUUUUCUCUUUCCCCUCCCCUUCCCAACCAGGGGCAUGGGUCUGGGUGCCAUCACUCUCGACUCGGCAACAGUAUCCGCCUUCCGCUCUCACGACUUCCCUCCCACUGCUCCCAACUCAACCUCAUCCUCGCCCCUCCCACUCCUAAGAUCACUCCACACCCCCCUUUUUCUCUUUCCCCUCCCCUUCCCAACCAGGGGCAUGGGUCUGGGUGCCAUCACUCUCGACUCGGCAACAGUAUCCGCCUUCCGCUCUCACGACUUCCCUCCCACUGCUCCCAACUCAACCUCAUCCUCGCCCCUCCCACUCCUAAGAUCACUCCACACCCCCCUUUUUCUCUUUCCCCUCCCCUUCCCAACCAGUGGUCGGGGGAUCGAUACCCGGUGCAGGCGAUUAUCACGCCGGAUUUCCGGCUGAACGAGACGAUGUAUACGGAGCAGAAUCUGGCUCCGUUCAUUUCGGUGUUCUUUGCGCUGUGCUACGGGCUGGGGUUUGCCGCGCUGACUGCAACAGUGGUGCAUGUGGCGCUGUGGUACGGGCCGGAGAUUUAUCAACGGACGAUGAGUGCCGCAACGGAGGUGAAACCAGACGUGCACACUCGUCUCAUGAGGCGCUACCCCAAGGUGCCCUGGUGGUGGUUCCUGCUGCUCCUCCUCGCCAACAUCGCAGUCUGCAUCGCCUUCCUUGAGCUCAACGCCUACUUCCAGCUGCCCUGGUGGGGCCUGCUGCUCUCCGCUGCUCUCUCCCUCUUCUUCACCCUGCCCAUCGGCAUAGUCACCGCCACAACCAAUCAGCAGCCGGGGCUCAAUAUAAUCACGGAGAUGAUCUGGGGGUAUAUUCGGCCUGGGGAGCCGAUAGGGAACGUGUGUUUCAAGACGUAUGGGUACAUCAGUAUGACGCAGGCCAUUGCCUUCUUGCAGGAUUUCAAGCUCGGGCAUUACAUGAAGAUCCCACCACAAGCCAUGUUUGUGGUGCAGGUCUUUGCCACUCUCCUAGCAAGCCUUGUCAAUCUCGGCACAUCCUGGUGGCUCUACGACACAGUGGAGAAUGGGCUCAUAUGCAAGAUUAAUGAUGAGAACUUCCCAGAAAACUCCCCAUGGACGUGCCCGACAGCCAACGUGUUCUAUUCAGCGUCCAUCAUCUGGGGGCUGAUCGGCCCCGAGCGCAUGUUUGGCCCCUCGGCCUUCUACAACAACCUCAACUGGUGGUUCCUCGGAGGGGCGCUCGCUCCCAUCCCCUUCUGGGCCGCGCACAAGAUGUGGCCGCGCCAGGUGUGGUUGACCAAGGUGCAUAUCCCAGUGAUGCUCACAGGCGUGGGCAUGAUGCCGCCGGCUUCACCCAUCAACUACCUGGGCUGGCUCACCAUGGGCUUUAUCUUCAACAAGCUCAUCUUCACUUACCGAAAGGUGCGGUAA